Molecule: messenger RNA, 1617 nt
Organism: Carlito syrichta (Philippine tarsier)
Lineage: Eukaryota; Metazoa; Chordata; Mammalia; Primates; Tarsiidae
Product: guanylate-binding protein 1-like
Exons: 10
Molecular function (GO): GTP binding; GTPase activity
Source: RefSeq, a predicted model, not a curated record
AUGGCUUCAGAGAUCCUCAUGGCAGAACCAAUGUGUCUCAUUGAGAACACUCAAGGGCAACUGAAGGUUAAUCCGGAAACUUUGGAGAUCCUGUCUGACAUUAUCCAGCCUUUCGUAGUUGUGGCUAUUGCAGGCCAGUGCCGCACAGGCAAAUCCCACUUGAUGAACAAGCUGGCAGGGAAGAAGAAAGGCUUCUUUUUGGGCUCCACGGUGCAGUCUCACACCAAAGAAAUCUGGAUGUGGUAUGUCCCUCAUCCCAAGAAAUCAAAACACAUUCUAGUUCUUCUUGACACUGAAGGCUUGGGAGAUGUAGAGAAGGGUGACAACGAGAAUGACUCCUGGAUCUUUGCCCUGGCCAUCCUCCUGAGCAGCACCUUUGUAUACAAUAGCAUGGGAACCAUCAACCAGCAGGCCAUGGACCAUCUGCACUACGUGACAGAACUGACAGAUGGAAUCCGAGCAAAAUCCUCACCUGAGGAGAAUGAGGUUGAGGAUUCAGCUGACUUCAUAGGCUUCUUCCCAGACUUUGUGUGGACUCUGAGAGAUGUGACUCUCAAGUUGGAAGCAGAUGAACAAGUCCUCUCAGCAGACGACUACCUGCAGAAUUCCCUAAAGCUAAAGUCAGGUACCAGUAAAAAAGUUGAUAAUUAUAACCUUCCUCGACUCUGCAUCCGGAAGUCCUUUCCAAAUAAGAAAUGCUUUGUCUUCUGCCCACCUACUGACUGGAAGAAGCUUACCCAGCUGGAGACACUACAUGAUGAUGAGGUGGACUCUGAUUUUGUGAAACAAGUGGAAGAAUUCUGUUCUCAUAUCUUCAGCCAUUCUAAAGUUAAAACUCUUCCAGGAGGCAUCAGGGUCAAUGGGCCACGUCUACAGAACCUGAUACUAACUUAUGUCACUGCCAUCAAAAGCGGGGAUCUGCCCUGCAUGGAGAAUGCAGUCCUGGCCUUGGCCCAGAUAGAGAACUCGGCCGCAGUGCAAAAGGCCAUUGCUCAGCUAGAAAAAAAGCGAGAUGACUUUUGUAAACAGAAUGAAAAAGCAUCAUCAGAUCGUUGCUCAGCUUUACUUCAGGAAAUGUUCAAGCCUCUAGAAGAAGAAGUAAAGGAGAAGAUAUAGUCUAUGCCAGGGGGCUAUCGACUCUUUAUUCAGAAAAUAGAAGACCUGAAGAAAAAGUAUAAUCAGGAAUAGAGGAAGGGAAUACAGGCUGAAGAGAUUCUGCAGAUAUACUUGAAGUCCAAGGAGUCUGUGAGAGAUGCGAUUCUGCAGACAGACUUGAGUGUCUCAGAAAAAGAAAAGGAGAUUGAAGAGGAACGUGUGAAAGCCGAAGCUGCACAGGCUGCAGCCAAAAUGGUGGAGGAAAUGCAGAAGAAGAAUGAGCAGAUGAUGGAACAGAAGGAGAAGAGUCAUCAGGAACAUGUGAAACAACUGACUGAGAAGAUGGAGAAGGAGAGGGAGCAGUUAUUGUCAGAGCAAAAGUUGAUGCUGGCUCUUAAACUUCAGGAACAAGCCCUACAAAUAAGGGAGGGAUACCAAAUGGAAAAUGCACGACUUUACAAUGAAAUACAGAAUCUAAGUAGGAAGAUAGAAGACUCAAAUAAGUCCUGUACCAUAAUCUAA